AUGGCCUCAGGCAUCGUGGGUGCCGGCGGAGUUUUGGUGCCGCCGGAUGGAUAUAUUGAGGGCAUCCGCGCCCUCUGCGAUAAGUUUCUCGUCCGCGUGGCCUCAGAAAUUGGAGAUGUGACGGAUGUGACCCAGGUCACUAGCGCCAAGGGCCUCACUGGAUCCUUCCUGCCACUGUCCAUGGUCGGAGUCCGGCAAAAGAUCAAGGACUACUUUUGGGAAAAUCCGGUCGGUUGGGGCGCCACCUAUCACGCUCACCCCGUGGCUUUAGCCUGUGCCUAUGAGACGGUGAAGUACAUGCUGAAGGAGCAGAUCGUUGAGAAGGUUCAGAAACUCGAGCCAGUGAUGAUGCAGGAGCUGCAAACGUUGGUGCUGAAACACGACUCGGUGCGGCAAGCACGAAAUGUGGGACUCUUUGGUUGCUUAGAUUUGCAGAACCCCGAGGGCAAGUUUAUCCAACGUUUGGGUGCACCGUUGCCACCCGAAGUGCAGCUGCUGCGGCAGGCUCUUCGGGAUCAGGGCCUUUUGGCGCUCUUCCGACCGACCUUGCUGCAUUGCUGCCCUCCACUGGUGAUCCAGGACGGGGGUGGUGAAGUUACCAGGAUAAUAUGCAACCCUGAAUUGUUGAGGAUUUGGGUUUUGAAUCCUAGUGUACCAUAG
Molecule: messenger RNA, 660 nt
Organism: Cladocopium goreaui
Lineage: Eukaryota; Dinophyceae; Suessiales; Symbiodiniaceae
Source: the annotation of a GenBank genome assembly